UCCUAAAUCAUGUAAACCGUGUCUCGGUCGACCAAGCUGUAUUAGGCCUACAUUAACGCCUUUUGUCGUUACAUUUCCCCAAUGGCGAUCUUCAAUCCCCUUCAAUUCCUCAUAUUCCCCUUCGUCUUUCUCGUCGCCCUCCCCCUCGCCCUCUGCGCCGGCGUGACGACUAUGAUGGCUUUCAUGGUCUUGUUCCUGCGCCUGUUCCUCGUGUACCUCGACGUUGGGCUGGAGACGCUGCGGUAUGUGGUUCUCGGCAACGCGGCGCAGGCCCGCUCUAUGAGGACGUCGUCAUCGCAGCGCACUCCAUUGGUAAUAGCGCCGGCGUCGCCCGAGCCCUUCUCGCCGCCCUCUUCCCCGAGCACGCGCCGGCACAAGAGACGGACCAGCGGCAGCCUUAGUAGCGGCUCUACAACGUCGAUGGGCGGCCUGAACGGGUUCAGCCUGACGCCCGGCAUCGAGCUCGAAAGAGACUUUGAGGGCGUGGGCGGGUGGCGCCUAGACAACGUGGAGGUCGAAGCCGAUGCUGCCGCCGACCAGCAGUGGUACAACCUCAACUCCCGGCUGCGGAUCCUCGACCGUCGCCACCACUUCAGAUCCCGGAGCGGCGGCGUCCUGCUGUCCAGGAAACCCGGGCUCUCCCCGCACACCGCGGAGGCCCUCUUCACGACAGCGAUCCCUAGUCCCGAAGAGGGCCGACGGACGUACACGUCAGCCAACAGUUCGAGGUCCCGGACGCCCACAAAAACUAGGCCUUAUAGCUUUUCGAAGCUCGACCAGGAUGAAUACUUUCCCCUCCAGGACGACAUGCAGUCGAACAACAUGCCGGUCCUGGAAGAUGAAGAGAUAAUGGACAAAAUGGAACCCGAAUGGAACCCGGAAUUAUCAAAGGGAAAAUAGACUAAAGACCCAAAAAGAAAACGAUGGGCGCAAUUACUACCUGGUUGGCUAUUGUAGUAGUUUGGUGUUCUGUGUGGCAAUUAUAACAGGAACUCCUAUCCGGUUUUUUCUAUAAGGCGUUUUCCGGGGAGGGACCCGACCGGGUUUAGGACGAGGGGAAAAAAAGAGUCCAUGGAGGUCAACAAUGUAUAGGUUAGGUUCGGUUGGUCAAUUAUCCAUCGCCAUUCUGAACAGUCGGGAAUUCAAUGA
This is a messenger RNA of Durotheca rogersii, 1149 nucleotides long. RefSeq lists its product as uncharacterized. The coding region runs from base 82 to 900 and encodes 272 amino acids. The transcript has a single exon. The record is from RefSeq and is a predicted model, not a curated record. Lineage: Eukaryota; Fungi; Ascomycota; Sordariomycetes; Xylariales; Xylariaceae.